Naegleria gruberi is the source of this 2063-nucleotide messenger RNA. Its product is annotated as GTP-binding protein. Lineage: Eukaryota; Heterolobosea; Eutetramitea; Acrasida; Naegleriidae. Gene Ontology annotation, molecular function: GTPase activity; GTP binding. Bases 1 to 1938 code for a protein of 645 amino acids. The transcript has a single exon. The record is from RefSeq and is a predicted model, not a curated record.
AUGACAAAGAAACCAUUCAGUUCCCAACAGAAGAAGCAACAGCUUCAAGAUAAGAGAAAAAAGAAAAGAGAAAAUGCAGAAAAGAAGGAUGAUAUGUAUGAUUGGUCAAAAUGGAAGGAAGUUAACUUUGAAAAGGAAGAUGAUGAUGUGGAGGAAGUUGAGAUGAAUAUUCCAAAGGCUAAUCCUUUGGAAAGAAUGGGAAUUGAAGAUGAGGAGACUGAACAUGUUGUUGUUGAUGAAGAAUCCGACAAUAGUGAAAGUAGUAGUGAUGAUGAAUCCUCUUCAUCAGCUGCAAAAUCCAUUAAACCAAGAGAAUAUACUUCCAUGGUUACUUCGGAAUUUAAGCUAAAAACAAAAUUUGCAAAGGAUAGUGAUGAAGCUGUACAGAAAAGAAGAAUGGAAAGUUUACGACCUUUGGAUCCAUAUUUAAAGGGAAAGGCAACAUUUGGUAAAUUUAAAUCAUUGCAAGCUGAGGUUAAUGAAGGAUUUGAAAUGAUUCCAAUGCCAAUCAGACCUCCAAUUUCGAUUGGCAUGACAAAGGAACAAGUAGAAAGACAAGAAGAAGUCUACUUCCAAAAAUACUUGAAAGAGCAGAUUUUAAAUGGAAAGUAUAAGGAAGAAGAUUUGAAUUACUUUGAAGAAAACGUUCAUGUUUGGAAGCAAUUGUGGAAAACUAUUGAAUUAUCAGAUAUUCUCUUUGUAGUUGCAGAUAUUAGACAUCCACUGUUUCACUUCCCUCCAUCAUUGUAUGAAUAUGUUUCCAAUGUAUUGAAAAAGCCAUUCAUUCUCGUUUUGAAUAAGUGUGAUUUGAUUUCAAAGGAUAAACAGCAACGAUGGAUAAGGUGGUUCAAUGAAAAGUAUCCAAAUGUUAGAGUUUGUCUCUUUACUCGUGGUACAGGAUCUGGAAAGAAGACCAAGAGUAAGGAACUUAAAUUGGAAGAAUUAAAGAUUGAAAAGGAUUAUGCUAAACAGAUUUGGCAAGUAACAAAACAACUCUAUGACGAAUUCAAGAUUGCCAAAUUGAAGAGAGAUAAUGAAGAGGAACAAGAGAGGAUUUCCAAACUGGUUGGUGAAGAUUUUGAUACUCUGAUUGGUGAAUGUGAUAAAAUUGAAUUACCAACUCCAAAACCUAAACUCAAAAUGAAGAAAAAACUUAGAAAGGAAAAAGAAGCAAGAAGAAUGGGCAAUAUUAAAGAAGAAGAAUCUGAAUCAGAAGAAGAAGAGGAAGAAGAAGAAAACCAAGAUAUUGAUAAGAGAUGUGAUGGUUGUGUUAUUGGUUUUGUUGGCCAUCCAAACGUUGGUAAAUCCAGUAUUAUCAAUGCUCUCACUGGUAAGAAAGUGGUUUCCACAUCAUACACUCCUGGACACACUAAACAUGUCCAAACACUUUAUUUGGAAACUAAGAAUAAGAUGAUUCAAUUCUGUGAUUGUCCUGGUUUAGUUUUCCCAGCUGUUGGUGCUUCUAAGGCUCUUCAGAUUCUCUCAGGUAUUUAUCCAAUCAGUCAAGUUAGAGAUCCAUACAGUAUUGUAAGAUAUUUAGCAGAAAGAGUUGACUUGGUAAAACUCUUAAAAUUGAAACAAGAUGAAUACGAUUUGGAAAAUGACAUUUCAUGGUCAGCUUGGACUCUUUCAGAAGCAUACGCAAGAAAGAGAGGCUACAUGACAAAGAAGAAUGCAAGACCAGAUGUUUACAGAGCUGCAAACGAACUUUUGAGACGUGUUCUUAAAGGUGACGAUGUUGCAUUGAUUCUUGCUUUUGAUCCUCCAAGUGUUAAGGUUAAACCAACAGAAGAUAAAAAGGAGUCAAUAAUACCAAGUGCAUCAUCUCAACAAUCAAAUAAGGAUACUAAAAAGAAAAACAAAAAGCAACCACAGGCUAGUGAUUUCGAUUACAUUAGAGAGUUAGAACGAGAUACUUUUGCUUUGCAUGAAGAAUAAAUUAAGAUUAUCAAGAAAAUUUUUAUAAUGUGCAUUGCACAAACCAAGCUAUUUUGGUUAUUUCAUUUUCGUUGUUAAAUAUUUGAAACGAGCCCAUCGUAGUAAUAAAACUUUCCUUCUCAGAA